Brassica napus (rape) is the source of this 990-nucleotide messenger RNA. RefSeq names its product protein yippee-like At3g08990. The transcript has 6 exons. The record is from RefSeq and is a predicted model, not a curated record. The coding region runs from base 453 to 788 and encodes 111 amino acids. NCBI's taxonomy places the organism in Eukaryota, Viridiplantae, Streptophyta, Magnoliopsida, Brassicales, Brassicaceae.
GCUAGUUUGGGAACAAAAACACUAUUUAGUGCUAUUUUUGUCUUUUUCUCUAAAUAAUAAUUGGCUUUUGCAUUUGAUUUCAGUUCGAAAGAUAAGAGUGAUAAAGAAUUAAGUCGUACAGCCCAAUUAAUACACUAGUCCAAAGGCCCAUCUAAAAGCCGAAACGUUGCUUCACUACUUCUUUCAUUUUACGAAUAUGCCUUUAUACUUUAUAAAGUUAAUGAUAAGACCCUAACAAUGUAGAUUCAAUUGUUCUCAAGUAAAUUAUACCAGGCAUAAAGCGAAUUAUGAUAUAUUUGUUUAAAACGUAAUAUAAAAGGCUGUCCCUCCCUCUCUCGGACUCUCACGUCUCCGAAGCAAAAGGCUCCAAGAAUCUCUCUGACUUCUCUUCUCCCGCCGUGCCACCGUCCCUGCGUCACCAUCUCCGGCCACCGAUCUCCAGGUUGGUGAAAAUGGGAAGGGUGUUCGUGAUAGAACUCGAGGGACCCGCCUAUACAUGCAUAGAGUGCCACACACACAUCGGAGUCCCCAGUGAUAUCAUCUCUAAAGAGAUCGAGGAAGUUUUUGACAUCCAUGACAAUGACAUCAUAUAUGACUUCAGUAGACUCUUCAAUACGUUUCUGGCUGAAAACACGUUCUAUUCUGCUUUGCACAGUAUCUUUUGUGUCGGUUGUGCUAAUAUCAUUGGCAUUUAUAACAUAAGCCAAGUUGAUGAGGGUGGUCCAACUACUUACUGGGCUAUGAGGAAGAGACUCCAUGGACCAGAAGGAAGCGAUGAUGAGGUUUAGGAGUUGGUAUGUGUUCACAAAAAGACAAUUUGAAGUAGAAAGUAUAUGUUUUUGAAUUUCAUAUUACUUUGUAUAGUGUGUGAGUAGUCUCAAGAACAAAUCACAUAUUCCUUUUGGGGUUUUGAUGACAUUUGAAAUUAAUGAGUUCAUCUGCAUAGUUUACAUGUUUAUUAUGUUUUCUUAUAAUUGAAUAAUUUGAUAA